Glarea lozoyensis ATCC 20868 is the source of this 699-nucleotide messenger RNA. RefSeq lists its product as uncharacterized. NCBI's taxonomy places the organism in Eukaryota, Fungi, Ascomycota, Leotiomycetes, Helotiales, Helotiaceae. The record is from RefSeq and is a predicted model, not a curated record. The coding region runs from base 1 to 699 and encodes 232 amino acids. The transcript has a single exon.
AUGUUGCCUGUAUCUAUACCACGUUUUCGCUUUCGGUUUGGAUAUACAGCCCAAAAAGCGAAUCUACAGCUCAGCGGAAGUUGCUUUGUAAGUUUCAUGUCCUCGUCGGAACGUCGAAUAGUUGUAUACCGUCCACGACCCGAAAUACACCGUCCAAGACAAGAGUCAAGGAGAGACCCUGAGCUACCAUCUUAUAAUCAAUUAAGCGAGUCUCCUCCAUCAUACGAGGCAGCAACUGCUUCCACCUUCCAAAAUGCAUUCACUAUACCGGUGACGAUAGGUGCAGCCAGGACACCUCACCUCUUCCAUCAAUAUCCUCAGGCUUCGCAACAAGGCCCAAAUCAAACACGUUUUCAACUCCCGCCGAGUUUCACUUUCACACCACAGAUGCAACAGGCUUUGGCACCACUGCGAACACCACAACCAACAGCUGUCGCUCCAACGACCCCAUCUCCAACAGCAAUGGCACAACCGGUCUACAUCCCAGCAUACAACUACGUUUCGCCGCACUAUCCAUAUGGUGUCCAUCCAGCCUCAGCUUUGGGCACUCAUCCUCAAGCCAUCGUCAUGCCUUAUCCUGCCACCUACCCGUAUGUUCAAUACCCGCCAGUCUACUAUCCGAGUUACUAUUAUCCUGCAACUGCUGCGUAUCAGCCUUAUGUCAUUUACCCGCAGUACUACGUUAGAUCGACGACCUAG